ACAUGCUGUGGCAGGCUAUAUCAUCAAUAGCUUUGAUAGAAUAAAACAUAAGGACGUUUAUGAUCAAAUCAGCAGAAAAAUCAACGACAACUUAUGGAUUCUCUACAAAUGUUUCUCAAACUUUUACCUUUACUUGCAAUUCUUCAAACUCGUGCCUACAUUAACAAAAUACCUGGCAACAUUGAUGGAUCGUACAGACUUUUUAAUAACACUUGGGCUUGUCCUAUUGUCAAGGAGCCUGGCAGUGAUGGUAAUGUUAAUAGAGUCACAUUGAAAGUGAUUCAUUGCUGGGAUUCUAGUUACAGAGCCAUGAAAUGCAGUGGAUAUAUUGAACCAAAGUAUAUCACAUUGGAGAAAAAUGGAAAACCAAAAAUAACUGUGGACGCAAAUCGUUACUAUUUCAACACAGUAGGGCUGGCCCAGUUUUUUGGUAAAAAAGUAUGUAUAAGCUGGCAAGAUAGUCUUGGAACUGUAAGCAAUAAAAUUAUAGCUGUGUCAUGCAAGCAUAAAUGUAUCGAGACUUCAAUGGGACCAGUUAAUUGGUACAAGAGUAGAUCGUCCCUUGGGAGUUAUACUUCAACUUUAUACAAAUAUGAAGUUGAAUCAAGCAGUAGAACACUGUAUGGAACACCUUCUGCCCUGAUAUGUGCUGUAUUGAUGGUUUUUUUUUUAUUGAGUUACCAAAUGUAAACUGACUGACGAAAAAUUUGCUAGUUCAAUUCGGAAAACUAGAUUGUGUUCGAAUGAAAGCAAGUAAAUUUGUGUGGCAAUGGGCGAGCUUUUGAUCUUCAUAUAUUAAUAAUUAGUUUAUUUAUUGAAUUUCUUGCAUGCUAAUACCAUUUUUAAUUGUAAAUUUAGAAUCGAAAAUAAACGAUACCUUUCUUUAUAGAUAAAAAUAGAAAACUCUGGAGUUUA
Hydractinia symbiolongicarpus is the source of this 915-nucleotide messenger RNA. RefSeq lists its product as uncharacterized. The transcript has 3 exons. The coding region runs from base 94 to 690 and encodes 198 amino acids. Lineage: Eukaryota; Metazoa; Cnidaria; Hydrozoa; Anthoathecata; Hydractiniidae. The record is from RefSeq and is a predicted model, not a curated record.